UUGUUUAAUGGUGGAGUAAGGGUUUUCAGUAACGUGGUGGCGCUGUGAUGGGGAUGGAAUGGUGUAAUGGAGGUGUAGUGUGAGAGGAGGAGGGCUAGAGGUGGUAUAGUAAGGAGGGAAAGGGCAGACAUUUCAAAUUUGUAGUAGAGAAAAAGAGUAGUUUUGUGGUUGUGGAUAAGAGGGAAGGAGGCAAUGGAUCUAUGGUAGUAGAGGGUUGGAGGGGCUGUGGCAAGGGGCGGAAGGGGAAGUGUAACCCGAUGGGAUAGGGGUUUCUAAGGGGAAUGAAGAAGUUGGGGAGCCAGAAGAGGGUUGGGAGAAGGAGACGGUGUAGAAGCCCUUGUGUUUGAUAAAAUACCUGUGUGAAACAUUACCAUAUUGUUGAGUAUUUUAGAGUUGAAAGGUCAUUUUAUUAUCUUGUGUGGAGAAUCCUUAGUUCACCAAGUUUGAGUUGUUAUGUUUGAAAAAAUUUCCAUCACAAAUAAUGCAGCUGUGGAUUAUCAGACAGCAGAUUCUGAACAUGUAUUGAAGAGAUCAAGACCUUUUGGAAUGCCAGACGAAGUACUGCAUAACAAUUCCUCGGUCAAUAAUCUGCCUGUAAAUAUUCUGCCUGUUGGAUACAAUGCUCAGAGCCAUGGUCAGAGUUCAUACUCUUCUGAUGAUUUGCCCAAGGCUAUUGUUAUGACUUUAAAUCAAGGUUCAGCUAUGAAGAGUAUGGAUUUCCAUCCAGUUCAACAAAUUCUACUACUUGUCGGAAUAAACACUGGAGAGAUCAUGGUGUGGGACCUCAGUAGUAGGGAGAGGCUUGCUGUUAGGAAUUUCAAGGUUUGGGAACUCCAAGCAUGCUCAAUGCCUCUGCAGGUUAGGCUGCUUUAGUACUAAAUAACUU
Molecule: messenger RNA, 886 nt
Organism: Camellia sinensis
Lineage: Eukaryota; Viridiplantae; Streptophyta; Magnoliopsida; Ericales; Theaceae
Source: RefSeq, a predicted model, not a curated record